AUGGGCAAGGAAAUCCUCGAUGCAUCGGUCUCACACGCCGAGAGCUACGAUGUCGAAGCCCGAGUUCCCAGCAAAGGCGUCAACGAUACCACUGAUCAAGCCCGUCUUGGCGCCGAAGCCGAACACAACCUCCCUCCUCUCCAAGCCGUCCGAAAAUACCCAUGGACCGUCUUUUGGUGUCUUGUCGUAUCCAUGUGUGUUGUAAUGGAAGGCUACGAUACCAAUCUGCUUUCCAACUUCUACGCCUACCCGGCUUUCGCUGAAAAGUACGGUCACUGGAAUGAAGAGACAAACAACUACCAGCUUUCUGCUCCCUGGCAGGCUGGACUUGGCAAUGGUGCUGGUGUUGGUGCCUUCUUUGGUACACUGCUCAAUGGAUUGCUUGUCGCCAAGUUUGGUCACAUCAGGGUCCUCAUUGGUUCAUUGAUUGCCCUUACCGCCUUCAUCUUCAUCACCUUCUUUGCGCCCAACACCACGGUACUUCUCGUGGGCCAACUCCUCUGUGGUCUGCCCUGGGGUGUCUUCGCUACUACCGCCCCUGCCUAUGCCUCAGAGGUUCUGCCCAUGUCUCUUCGCGUCUACAUGACAAGUUGGACCAACAUGUGCUUCAUCAUCGGCCAGCUCAUCUCAGCUGGAGUCAUGGCUGGUCUUGUCAACACACCAGCACCCUGGGCAUACAGGAUCCCCUUUGCUCUUCAGUGGUUCUGGCCUGUUAUCCUGAUCCCAACGCUCUGCUUCGCUCCCGACACACCCUGGCAUCUUGUCCGAAUGGGAGACCACGAAGGUGCCCUCAAGAACCUGCGACGCCUCCGACCCAGUGCCACCGACGACGAACUCCGCGACGCUCUUGGCCUCAUUGUCUACACCAACAACCUCGAAGAGAAGCUCUCAGUUGGUACUUCAUACUGGGAUUGCUUCAAGGGCUUCGAGCUCCGACGAACCGAAAUCGCGAUUGUUUGUUUCGCUGGUCAGAUCCUGUCUGGUCUGUACUUUGCAUACAACUCUACAUACUUUUUCCAGCAAGUUGGACUUGGCUCAACCACAACCUACUAUCUCAACGUUGGCGGUAACGGAAUGGCUCUGUUCGCUACAAUCCUGUCCUGGAUCUGUGUCAUGCCAUAUGUUGGUCGACGAACAGCCUACCUCUAUGGUAUGUUCACCAUGGGCAUCAUUCUCUUCAUCAUUGGAAUCCUCAACACUCGAACCGAGAACGACAAGAUCGGCAUGGCUCAAGCUGUCCUGACCCUCAUCUGGACAUUCGUCUUCCAGCUCUCCGCCGGUCAGCUUGGUUGGGCUCUCCCAGCUGAGAUUGGUUCCACACGACUUCGUCAGAAGACCAUUUGCCUGGCCCGCAACGGUUACGCUAUCAUGGCUGUCAUCGCCGGUGUCCUCCAGCCGUACUUCAUGAACCCUACCGAGUGGAACCUCAAGGGCUACACCGGCUUUGUCUGGGGAAGCACUGCAUUCCUUGUCUUCGUUUGGGGUUACUUCCGCCUUCCCGAGACCCGCAACCGAACCUUUGAGGAGCUCGAUGUUAUGUUUGCCAAGGGUGUUUCUGCUCGCAAGUUUAGCUCUUACCAGAUUGAUUCGUUCCACGAGGCGCAGGAUGCUGUGGAGAAGACUGAACUAAAGGCUUAG
Messenger RNA from Fusarium pseudograminearum CS3096, 1638 nucleotides. RefSeq lists its product as uncharacterized. Gene Ontology annotation, biological process: transmembrane transport; carbohydrate transport. NCBI's taxonomy places the organism in Eukaryota, Fungi, Ascomycota, Sordariomycetes, Hypocreales, Nectriaceae. The record is from RefSeq and is a predicted model, not a curated record. The transcript has a single exon. Bases 1 to 1638 code for a protein of 545 amino acids. Gene Ontology annotation, molecular function: carbohydrate:proton symporter activity. Gene Ontology annotation, cellular component: membrane.